Molecule: messenger RNA, 822 nt
Organism: Diprion similis
Lineage: Eukaryota; Metazoa; Arthropoda; Insecta; Hymenoptera; Diprionidae
Gene: PIG-P
Product: phosphatidylinositol N-acetylglucosaminyltransferase subunit P-like
Exons: 2
Coding region: 300-704 (134 amino acids)
Cellular component (GO): EKC/KEOPS complex
Source: RefSeq, a predicted model, not a curated record
GAAGAGUUUACGGCUGCAAUUUCGUUUCGUUCUCGUGUUUUGAACUUCAAAGGAAUAUUACAUCUUCACGAAUGAAAGAAUUUCACGAGUAUAGUACACAAUGAAUGACAUUAACGUGAGUUUUACAGGGACAGAAGCACGCAAGGUUCGAGUAGGGCUGACCUCAUUUUUCGAAAGCUUGCUUCUUGUUGUUGAAACACUCAAAGAAUUUGGCCCACCUGCGCCUGAGUAUACACAUUAUUGACCGGACAUAUUCCACAUAACACGGCCUACGUAACUAUUGGCAGAAAAUUAUUAACAUGCCUGAGCAUACCCCAGCACCUUAUACACCCCGAUCAGUCUAUGGGUACGCUUUGUUUGUCGGUUCAAAUAUGUUAUUCUUAUUGUAUUUGGUAUGGGCUAUAGUCCCAGAUAAUUUGCUGCAAGAAAAAUUCGGCCUUACUUAUUGGCCAUUGAAAUACUGGGCUGUGGCUAUUCCGAUUUGGGCCUUGACUGCCACUGCCCUGUUUGCGUUUCUUAUUUAUCCAGCAAUCAAUCUGCUGAUGACACCAGAUAUAGACGAUGUUAGAACUAUUAGAGACAAGUUCUCUCUGAGUACAGCGGAUAAAGUUCCUGGAGGAAUUCCACCUGUAUCUGACAUACCGAUAACUCAGGUGUGCAGGCAGCUGUACCUGAGACCUGAAGGAAAAAUGAAAAAUACCUGACUAUUUUCAGUUGUAUGGUAUUUUUCAGUGUGAAGCUAGUUAUUACGUUACCAUGUAGUUGUAUUUUUUUAAUAUUAUUUUGUUCUUAAAAUACAAUAUUGUGCGUAUAAGUUUAAAA